Colletotrichum abscissum is the source of this 228-nucleotide messenger RNA. RefSeq lists its product as uncharacterized. NCBI's taxonomy places the organism in Eukaryota, Fungi, Ascomycota, Sordariomycetes, Glomerellales, Glomerellaceae. Bases 1 to 228 code for a protein of 75 amino acids. The transcript has a single exon. The record is from RefSeq and is a predicted model, not a curated record.
AUGGAGUACGUAGUAGCCAAUACAAACACGGCUUUGCUACAUCUACGACGACAUCGUUACGCCAGACCGCCAGCAUAUACCGGGGACCAUCACGCCAGUGGCGUACCAUCGUGUUCCAGCCCUCUUAAGCUUCCCAGGCUCCUAGCCCAAGAACCCUGGACUAGAAACAGGAACCAGACAGAGAAAAGCAGAGAGGAGGGGUCUGAGUUCAGAGUUCUGGCCCCAUGA